AUGCGUGGUAUUUCUGGUAGUUAUGUGCUUGCAGCCCUGCUGCUGUCAGUAGCAUGGGCUGACCAUCAUGAGGGGCACCACCAUGGCCAUAGUGCCACUGGAGAGGCCCACAGCCAUGAGGGAGAGGAUAUCUGCCACAAGAUAUCCCCUCCCAAUGCUGACUUUGCCUUUGCCCUCUACAAAAAUCUGAAUGCCAAGACCGCUGCCGGAAAGAACAUCUUCUACUCCCCGCUGGGCAUCGCCACAGUCCUGUCCAUGCUGUCCCUGGGGGCCCAUGGUGCCACCCACAGCGAAAUGUUCACCACCCUGGGUUACAGCCCCCUCAGCAUGACUCAAGACCAGGUCAACGAAGCGUAUAAGCACCUUCUCCACAUGCUCGGUCACAGCCAGGAGGCUCAGCAGCUGGAAGUUGGCAAUGCCCUAGUCCUGCGCACUGGCUUCAAUCCCGUGGAGAAGUUUAUGAAGGACCUCAAGGACUACUACUCUGGAGAGACCUUCGAUGUUGACUUCAACACCCCUGAUACCGCCGUGACGAAGAUCAACAGCUUCAUUGCCAAAAAGACACACGACAAGAUCGAUAACAUGCUGAGCUCGCUGGACCCUGACACAGCCAUGGUCCUGAUCAACUAUGUAUUCUUCAGAGGGAAGUGGGAGAAGCCCUUCGAUGCCGAACAGACACACAAGGCAGAUUUCCACGUGGAUGACGCCACAACUGUUCAGGUGGACAUGAUGAAGAGGACCGGCCGCUACGACUUCUACCAGGACCAGGACAACCACACCACCGUCAUCAUGCUGCCCUAUAAGAGCAACACCUCCAUGAUGAUCGUCCUGCCCGAUGAGGGCAAGAUGGCGGAGGUGGAGGGCUACAUCAACAAGGAUUACAUCAGGCACUGGCAUGACUCACUCUUCAGGAGCUCAGUGGAGUUGUACCUGCCUAAAUUUUCCAUCUCAGCCGAUGCCUCCCUGGCUGACACGCUGAAAGAGAUGGGCAUCGUGAGCGCAUUCGGAGACACAGCCGAUUUCAGUGGCAUCUCUGAGGAGGUCAAGCUCAAAGUCUCAAAGGUGUCCCACAAAGCUGUGCUGAGCGUGGAUGAGACUGGAACAGAGGCAGCGUCUGCAACCACUGCCGAGAUCAUGCCAAUGAGUCUGCCUGACAACAUGAAACUCGACAGGCCCUUCCUCGUCUUCAUCCUGGAGCACUCCACCAAGAGCGUGCUCUUCAUGGGCAAGAUAAACAACCCCACCGCCGAGUGA
Myripristis murdjan (pinecone soldierfish) is the source of this 1254-nucleotide messenger RNA. Its product is annotated as alpha-1-antitrypsin homolog. NCBI's taxonomy places the organism in Eukaryota, Metazoa, Chordata, Actinopteri, Holocentriformes, Holocentridae. The transcript is spliced from 4 exons. The record is from RefSeq and is a predicted model, not a curated record. Gene Ontology annotation, molecular function: serine-type endopeptidase inhibitor activity. The coding region runs from base 1 to 1254 and encodes 417 amino acids.